CGGCGCGAUAACAGUGUUUGCCCUUCUUGGACUCAGUUUUGUGACCGGCUGACGGACAGCGCACGCGAAGGACGAAGAAACUUGAGGCAAUCCCACCGACAUCCUGAGGGUGUUCAACCCUCGGCGGGAAACUGAAUGAGACACUUGACGAGAGGAGUGGAGGGAAAAAAAGCAGCGGAGAGAAACUUGGUGAGAUAGAGGGAGAUAUCAGGCAGCUGGAAAAAAAAAACAAAAAGGAGAGGAGGAGUGACUGACACCUGCCCUCCAGCUCGGUGUGAAGGGCAUAUAAUGGGAGAGUGAGAGGAAGGGCAUGAGGAGAGGCAAAGGAGAGGAGAGAAUGAAGACAACCGGAAAACAAGGCCUGCCUCAAAGCAAACCUGUCUCCAAUUAGGACAUCUCACCGCAAGACAAGAUGAUUACGAGAAAUUUCCUCUUCUUGGUGUCCUUGUGUCUGUGGGAGGGGCUUGCGAGAGGUGCCUCAGCCAGUAAAAUUUUACGGAGGAGAGGAGUGGGCGGAUCGCACGUGGUGAAGCUGGGGGAGAGCCGUUCUAUGGACGCAAACGUGGAUUCGAAUGCAAUGCCCGUGGUUACGCUUCGAAACCCGAUUAGCCACGAGCAGGCGAGCGACGCCGGAUCUUUUUCUUACUCCAAGAUGUUGCAGAAUCAUCCUGCCCCAUCUGCAGCUAAUAAGGAGAGACAAACUUUCAAGCCCAAGCGCGAGGUUGACUCUGUGGCCCCACGCACACUGGCCGCUAGCAAGGAGUUUACCCAGGAUGGGAAGAAAGUCAAAAACAACACCAAGAAUGCUGACUCUUCCAAAACAGGGAGGUCAGAGAAAACUUUCACAGUUCAUCAUAAGCCAGAUCUUCACUCUAAUAAAACCAAGUUUAAAUCUGGCUCCAGGUCCAAAGGCAGGCCUGAUUUCAGCGUCCAUACUACGGGCGUGCCAGGGAAAGGUUUCAGCAUAGACUCGAGCCGAAAGCUGAACCUCACUGGCAGUUACGGGGUGCUGAAGCUGCUCUCAAAAGACAACCUGGUUAGGAUUGUCAAUUCCCAAAUGCAGAGCGUUCCCAGCCUGAGCUUUCCGAGCAAGGGCAGUCGGAGCAGGAAGCGAGAUUUGAUUGACGUUAAUCACGGACAGCUAGAGCCUCAGAAAGUGCAGAGACAAGAUAUAGCUGUCACUCAGUCUCAUGCGGGAUAUGAUAAUCAGACUGCAUUUCCUUAUGCGAGCCCAGUCGCCACUACAGAUCUUAAUCGGGACCGGGGCCCUGACACUCGUAUUAAUCCGCUAAGUGAAGUCAAGCCAGCUUUAAGUAAAGGGCAGGACAACUUGGGAAAACAGGGUUCAGAUAGCAGCGAUAGCAAGAGCAAACACUUUGCUCGUUUCCUGUCAACACCUCGCAGCGAGGUCAGUUUGAGCCCUGAGAAAGAAGUAAUGAUCAGCCAAACAGAACGGCCAUUCACAUCGACAAAACAUCUCCCGCUGUACGUUCCCUCUGAAACAAAUGAGUCUCCUCCAUCUGUGCUGACAAUGCAACCCCUGGGAGUGAGACCGGGGAACAGAGCAGCAGAUUCCCGUGGAGACCCAUUAACAGAGUCAGCUCACACUGCUCAAACAGAUCUCAGCACAGCUCAGUACUCUGCAGAUGAAGACAACAAACUUGUCAACAGCAGUCAUGUCCUGAGGCUCCACCCUGCUCACGAAUGGAGCCACGUCGGGGAAGACACCGAGAUGCACGGCGCGGAUCCCAAAAACGCAAAGGGCCUCGUAUUUGAAGAAGCAGAGUCAGAGGUGGAAGAGGAGGAGCGCGAUCGCAUGGAGGUGAAGGGGUCACGGUCUCGCAGCAGGAGGAGCUGGAUCUGGAACCAGUUCUUUGUGAUUGAAGAAUACGCCGGGCCGGAACCUGUGCUCAUCGGCCGGCUCCACACUGACAUGGACAGGAAUGAUGGACGCACAAAGUAUGUCCUGCGAGGCGAGGGGGCAGGCUCGGUCUUCGUGAUAGAUGAGAAAACGGGUAACAUCCAUGUCACCAAGCCGCUGGACCGUGAGGAGAAGGACGAGUAUCGUCUCAUCGCCACGGCCACCGACAGGCAGACCGACCGUGCGCUGGAGCCCUCGUCACAGUUCAUAAUUCGGGUGCAGGACAUCAACGACAACCCGCCCAUCUUUGAUGAAGGCCCCUACAGCGCCACCGUACCUGAGAUGGCAAAUAUAGGCACGUCUAUAAUCCAGGUGACGGCGACAGAUGCUGAUGACCCGACGUAUGGGAACAGCGCCAAGCUCGUGUACACACUGGUGCAGGGCCAGCAGUACUUCUCUGUCGAUCCCCAGACAGGUAUUCUACGAACAGCUGUACCCGAUAUGGACAGGGAGACCCAGGACCAGUACCUGGUGUUGCUUCAGGCUAAAGACAUGGGGGGGCACCUAGGAGGAUUAUCUGGGACCACCACUGUAACCGUCAGGCUUACCGAUGUUAAUGACAACCCACCACGCUUCACACAGAGUAUGUGGUCCUUCUCCGUUUCCGAGCUGGCCAUCCCGGGCGCUGAGAUAGGACGCAUCUCCGCAACGGACGCUGACCUGGGUGAGAACGCCAAGCUGGAAUAUACCAUCCUGGAGGGGGAGAGCGGGGACACGUUCAAUAUCACCGGAGUGAACCAAGAGGCGGUCAUCACGCUCAACAAGGCCGUAGACUAUGAGAGUCGGAGCUCCUAUUCGUUCUCUGUUGAGGUCCUUAACCCCAUAGUGGACCCCCGCUUCCUACGUCGAGGCCCAUUUAAAGAUCGGGCUUCAAUCCGAGUUGCAGUCCUGGAUGCGGACGAGCCACCGAGGUUCUCUCGGGCCAGAUAUCACAUGGAUGUUUCAGAGAACUGCCCGCCGGCCUGCACAGUGGGCCGAGUCAGUGCAGUAGACCCCGAUACUGGUCUGACCAAUAAUAUCAGGUUCUCCAUUGAUCCUCAGUCAGACCCAGAGGCUCUGUUUCGUAUCACACCAGAGACCGGUCUCAUCACCACAGCGAUGGAGCUGGACCGGGAGCGUGAGCACUGGCACAACAUUACAGUCAUCGCCACCCAGAGAGACAAUCCCAGCCAAGUCUCCAGAGUUCUAGUUGCAAUAGAGACCUUAGAUCUGAAUGACAAUGCACCUGAGCUGGACAGGCAGUACAACACAGCCAUGUGUGACUCCUCCUCCAUCGGACAGGUGGUGCAGGUGUUGCGGGCGAUUGAUAGAGAUGAGGGUGGGAAUGACAGCACCGUGUAUUUCAGCAUCCCUCCAGAGUCCAGCGCUGCCCUCAACUUCAGCGUCAGGGACAGCGGUGGCCCCACAGCCAGCUUGGUGUUGCUGUCCCAGAUCCAGCCACUGUCCCGUUCCCCAUCCUCCACCUUGACCCUCUACGUGCCGCUCGUCCUGAGGGAUGGGACGUCUGGCCUCACCAGCACUGGGACGGUCACUGUGUCCGUCUGUCCCUGCCUGAAAGGAGGGGCACGAGCCGGGGAGAAAGACAAGGACAAACAGACCGAGGGCGAAUGGGACUGGGAGAGAGAAGCGGUGUGUCUUCCUCAGCAGUCCACACUGCCCUCCCCUGGGCUCAGUACAGCUGCCUUGCUGGCUAUCCUGGCUUGUGUUGCUACAUUACUGGCGGUGAGUGCCCUGUCAUUGUCGCUGCGGCGUCAGAAGCGCGACUCGCUGUCACCGCUGGAGGAGGACGACGUACGCGAGAACAUCAUAACGUAUGACGACGAGGGCGGAGGCGAGGCCGACACAGCUGCCUUCGACAUUGCCGCCCUCCAGAGUGCCCCGCACAGCUCGCGCUCACGCGGCUAUCGCACGCUGGACAGCAGGAACGUUCGUUACUCACAUCGUGCUCAAGACAAAUCUCGCACUUAUAGCUGGGCUCAGAAUCCAGGCGUGGAUCACAACUACUCAGGACCAGCAGGACCCCUUUACGGUCGUCUCUGCUACAGCAGCCACACAUUACCCAUUCUCCGUCGCGCCCCAGGAGGAACGUUUGAACCAGGCUUGGCGGAGCUGGCGUACCGCUUUCCCGGAGGCCAGCCAGACCAUUCGCUGGUUAUCCAGAACCAAGGGGCCGUGGUCGGGCCGAUGGAGUCUGGGGCGGUGUACAUAGCUCCAACGGAUCUCAGCACAGGAAGUCGAACGGGGAGUCGGACGGAAAGCCGCGACGGGACCGCACCCCAGAGCGGGGUGAGCACGUCCGACGGAGGGACGCCGAGAACCAGCGACAGCCAGGACAGAGGAGGAGGAGGAACGGGAACUGCAAGCAACUGUACAGAAGGGAGCAGUGAGGACAAAGUUAACCUCAGUCAAAAUGUGGACUGGUGCAGUGUUAGCUCAUUCUAGUGAUCAAUUAAUGUCUAUGUCUUCUUCCAACUCUGCUUUCCCUCCGCUCUCCUCUGCUCACCGUCUGUCUGUCUCUCCUUCACGUGAAUCACUUUUUAUCAUCAUCAUCUCCUGUUUUUUUCCUUCACGCGGGCAAUAUGUCAUCACUCUUCCCUAUCUUUCUACAUUUAAUAUACCUGUUAUUAAAUUUCCCCUUCCUCCUUGGGCAAAUUGUCUCAUCCCAUUUUGUGUUACUGUAACCAAACCUAACACCCAACCCCAGCCCCGAACUGAAACCACUCGUGCUCGCCUACGUUCCCUCCAGGUGCAGUCGGAGACAUUGCCCAGAGAGCACAACCUCGUCAUGACCCGAUCCGGCUCCCUGAUUGGCCAGGG
Molecule: messenger RNA, 4738 nt
Organism: Pelmatolapia mariae (spotted tilapia)
Lineage: Eukaryota; Metazoa; Chordata; Actinopteri; Cichliformes; Cichlidae
Product: cadherin-2B
Exons: 14
Coding region: 413-4363 (1316 amino acids)
Biological process (GO): calcium-dependent cell-cell adhesion; homophilic cell-cell adhesion; multicellular organism development
Cellular component (GO): catenin complex; adherens junction; plasma membrane
Molecular function (GO): cadherin binding; calcium ion binding
Source: RefSeq, a predicted model, not a curated record